Colletotrichum chrysophilum is the source of this 219-nucleotide messenger RNA. RefSeq lists its product as uncharacterized. NCBI's taxonomy places the organism in Eukaryota, Fungi, Ascomycota, Sordariomycetes, Glomerellales, Glomerellaceae. Bases 1 to 219 code for a protein of 72 amino acids. The record is from RefSeq and is a predicted model, not a curated record. The transcript is spliced from 2 exons.
AUGAAGUUCGCCACCGUCUUAGCCCUCAUGUCCCUGGCCACUGCCGUGACCGCGAAGCACUACUGCUUCGGCGGCUGCGUCAAGUGCUACUGCGGCGACGUCAACUGCAAUGAAAACGCAUACAAAUCGACCGACCCCAACAACCAGCAAGGCAGCUGCGACCUUCCCGAUGGCUUCCACCUUGGCUGUGGCUACAAAACCGGCGGAAAGUGUCUCUAG